AGCUUCCGGAAAUCUCGUGGUUCCCCGAGAAUCCGUGAGGCAUCAGAGUGAUCGAAACAAGCCGAUAUUCACGUUUAUUGAUCAGCUCCGAGGAUCAAAUCCGCUUCGGGGGGUUUAAACAGGUUCACAACAUGUCCGACAGCGACGACAGCGACUUCUCCGACAACCAGAGCGAGCGCAGCAGCGAUGGAGAGGCGGAGGAGGUGGAGGAGAACGAGGAGGAAGCUGCCAGCCCUGUGGGCAGUGAUAAGGUAGCGGAGGAGGAGGGCGAGGACCUGGAGGACGAGGAGGAGUAUGACGAAGAGGAGGAGGAGGAUGACGAUGACCGUCCGAGGAAGAAGCCGAGACAUGGAGGAUUCAUCCUGGACGAAGCCGAUGUGGACGACGAGUAUGAGGAUGAGGACGAGCAGUGGGAGGAAGGAGCCGAGGACAUCCUGGAGAAAGAGGAGGCUGAAGUGUCCAACAUUGACCACGUGGUUCUGGAUGAAGAUCACUCCGGGUCCAGGCGGCUGCAGAACCUCUGGAGAGACUCCAGGGAGGAGGCGCUGGGCGAAUACUACAUGAGGAAAUACGCCAAGUCGUCGGGAGGCGAACAUUACUCCGGAGGGUCCGAGGAGCUCUCUGAUGACAUCACCCAGCAGCAGCUACUUCCUGGAGUCAAGGAUCCGAAUCUGUGGACGGUCAAGUGCAAAAUCGGGGAGGAGCGAGCGACGGCCAUCGCGCUGAUGAGGAAAUUCAUCGCCUACCAGUUCACUGACACGCCGCUCCAGAUCAAGUCGGUGGUGGCGCCGGACCACGUCAAGGGCUACAUCUACGUGGAGUCGUACAAGCAGACCCACGUCAAGGCCGCCAUCGAGGGCAUCGGCAACCUGAGGAUGGGCUUCUGGAACCAGCAGAUGGUCCCCAUCAAGGAGAUGACGGACGUCCUGAAGGUGGUCAAGGAGGUCACCAACCUGAAGCCCAAGUCGUGGGUGAGGCUGAAGAGAGGCCUGUACAAGGACGACAUCGCUCAGGUGGAUUACGUGGAGCCCAGUCAGAACACCAUCUCCCUGAAGAUGAUCCCUCGGAUAGACCUGGACCGCAUCAAGGCCAAGAUGAGUCUGAAAGACUGGUUCGCCAAGAGGAAGAAGUUCAAGAGGCCCGCUCAGAGGCUGUUCGACGCUGAGAAGAUCCGGUCUCUGGGAGGAGAGGUUAGCCACGACGGAGACUUCAUGAUCUUCGAGGGGAACCGAUACAGCCGCAAAGGGUUCCUGUUCAAGAGCUUCGCCAUGUCGGCUGUGAUUACAGACGGAGUGAAGCCGACUCUGUCCGAGCUGGAGAAGUUCGAGGAUCAGCCGGAGGGAAUCGACCUGGAGGUGGUGACGGAGUCCGGUAAAGAGCGCGAACACAACCUGCAGGCCGGCGACAACGUGGAGGUCUGCGAGGGCGAGUUGAUCAACCUGCAGGGAAAGAUCCUGAGCGUCGACGGCAACAAGAUCACCAUCAUGCCCAAACACGAGGAUCUCAAGGAUCCCCUCGAGUUCCCGGCGCACGAGUUGAGGAAGUACUUCCGGAUGGGCGACCACGUGAAGGUGAUCGCCGGCCGCUACGAGGGCGACACUGGGCUCAUCGUCAGGGUGGAGGAGAACUUUGUCAUCCUGUUCUCCGACCUCACCAUGCACGAGCUGAAGGUUCUGCCCAGAGACCUGCAGCUCUGCUCAGAAACGGCGUCCGGCGUCGACGCUGGCGGGCAGCACGAGUGGGGCGAGCUGGUCCAGCUGGACCCUCAGACGGUCGGGGUCAUCGUUCGCCUGGAGAGGGAGACCUUCCAGGUGCUCAACAUGCACGGGAAGGUUCUGACGGUCCGGCACCAAGCGGUGAACCGCCGGAAGGACAACCGGUUCGCCGUGGCGCUGGACUCGGAGCAGAACAACAUCCACGUCAAGGACAUCGUCAAAGUGAUCGACGGGCCGCACUCCGGCCGUGAAGGUGAAAUCCGCCACCUGUUCAGGGGCUUCGCUUUCCUGCACUGCAAGAAGCUGGUGGAGAACGGAGGCAUGUUCGUCUGCAAGACCAGACACCUGGUGUUGGCCGGAGGCUCCAAGCCCAGAGACGUGACCAACUUCACGGUGGGAGGCUUCGCUCCGAUGAGUCCUCGGAUCAGCAGCCCGAUGCACCACGGAGGAGGAGGCGCUCAGCAGCGAGGCGGCGGCGGCGGCGGGAUGGGGCGUGGCCGAGGCCGGCGGGACAACGAGCUGAUUGGUCAGACGGUCCGCAUCUCUCAGGGCCCCUACAAAGGUUACAUCGGCGUGGUGAAGGACGCCACCGAGUCGACGGCCCGAGUCGAGCUGCACUCCACCUGCCAGACCAUCUCCGUGGACCGGCAGCGCCUCACCACCAUGGGAGCCAAGCGCCACAGCGGCACCACGUCCGCCCACGGCCGGACUCCUGUCUACUCAUCCCAGACCCCGAUGUACGGAACCGGGUCCAGAACGCCGAUGUACGGAUCCCAGACGCCGCUACACGACGGAAGUCGGACGCCUCACUACGGCUCUCAGACCCCGCUGCAUGAUGGGAGCCGGACGCCGGGUCAGAGCGGCGCCUGGGACCCCAGCAACCCCAACACGCCUUCCAGGAACGAGGAAGAGUACGACUUCCCGUACGACGACGAGCCCUCGCCGUCGCCGCAGGGCUACGGAGGGACGCCGAACCCCCAAACCCCGGGAUACCCGGAGGUCCCGUCUCCACAGGUCAACCCCCAGUACAACCCGCAGACGCCCGGGACGCCGGCCAUGUACAACACUGAGCAGUAUUCUCCGUACGCUGCUCCGUCCCCUCAGGGCUCCUACCAGCCCAGUCCCAGCCCUCAGAGCUACCACCAGGUGGCGCCCUCACCCGUCGGCUACCAGAACACGCACUCACCAGCCAGCUACCACCCCACGCCCUCCCCCAUGGCCUAUCAGGCCAGCCCCAGCCCGAGUCCUGUCGGCUACAGCCCCAUGACGCCCGGAGCGCCCUCUCCUGGAGGCUACAACCCCCACACCCCGGGCUCCAACAUCGAGCAGGGCAGCAGCGACUGGGUCACCACCGACAUCCUGGUCCGGGUCAAGGACUCCUUCAUGGACCUGAUGGGCCAGAUGGGCAUCAUCCGGAGCGUCACGGGAGGGAUGUGUUCGGUGUUCAUGCAGGAGUCGGAGAAGGUGGUCAGCAUCAGCAGCGAUCACCUGGAGCCCGUCACCCCCACCAAGAACAACAAGGUGAAGGUGAUCCUGGGAGAAGACCGCGAGGCCACCGGCAUCCUGCUCAGCAUCGACGGCGACGACGGCAUCGUGCGCAUGGAGCUGGACGACCAGCUGAAGAUCCUCAACCUGAGGUUCCUGGGCCGCCUCGAGCACUGAGGGGGGACGCACUGAGCACGUGCAGCGGGAACCACGCGCUGAAGACUCGCGAGAACGCAGUCGGCCACACAAAGACGGAGACGGGUUUCGUUAAUCUGGUUUUUAUUACUUUAGGAGCCAAAACCGGCCACGUCCAGCGUAUGAACUCCCACCGGCAGGCGGAGCAGGAACACGGCAGACUCUGUGUGGACGUCUCUUCAUUUAUUUUAUACCUUCUGUUAGCUUUAUUUUUCUUCUAGUGGUCUGAAUCUGGUUUUAGUGCUUUUCAAUGUCCUGUCAGUACUUUUCUGGGUGCAGGAAGGUUUAAAAAGAAACAAACGUGUAACAUGUCAAUAAACUGUGAACCAGU
Messenger RNA from Stegastes partitus (bicolor damselfish), 3726 nucleotides. RefSeq names its product SPT5 homolog, DSIF elongation factor subunit (gene supt5h). The transcript has 30 exons. Lineage: Eukaryota; Metazoa; Chordata; Actinopteri; Pomacentridae. Gene Ontology annotation, biological process: regulation of DNA-templated transcription elongation; transcription elongation-coupled chromatin remodeling; regulation of transcription by RNA polymerase II. The record is from RefSeq and is a predicted model, not a curated record. Gene Ontology annotation, cellular component: DSIF complex. The coding region runs from base 132 to 3377 and encodes 1081 amino acids. Gene Ontology annotation, molecular function: mRNA binding; protein binding.